UUGCACUCGGCACUGCUUGGCAGGUCUCCAAGUCUAACAUUUCCACUGAGUCAUCUAGUUAAUGAUUUGCGUGUUACAGCCAUGCAGGCUGGUUAUUCAGUCUUCUCCACUGUGCCUACUUGAUCUUUUUUUAUUUGCACAUUUGUGUUUAUCACUGGUCUGAAAACUAAGCACACUUUCAGUUUCAACAGUGAUAAAGCAGCUGCAGUCCAACUGUUCUUACAUAAUACAAGAACAGUGGUGAAGAAGGGAGGACAUGGCACCUACGCUGUUUGAUGUCGUGGCAAAGCCAGGAGACCUGAUUGAGAUCCUCCGUGGGAGAUUUAAGCACUGGGCUGUUUACAUUGGUGGAAAUGAAGUUGUUCAUUUGAUUCCUCCCAAAAAUCGUGUGGGAGCUUGGGACCUGGACAGCAGCACAGCACAGGUGAAGCGUCAGAUGCUCUGUGAUGUGGUGGAUUUCUACCAUUUCAGCAUCAACAACCUGCUGGAUGAUGAGUACACGCCUCGCGAUGGUGACAGCAUCGUGAGGGAUGCCUGUAGCAUGGUGGGGAUGGAUCUGCCCUACAACGUGGAGACUUGCAAUUGCCAGCACUUUGCUUUGGAGCUACGAUAUGGCAGGCCAGAGUGCAGGCAGAGCAAAAUGGUGGAGAGAAAGACGAUGGAGAAGCAGCAACUGAUGGAGAGACAGAUUAUGGAGAGGCAGAGAAGCGGCGAGAGCAGGAUGGCGUCAGCAGAAAGCGAGACAGACUGCAUGAGUGAGGUUAAAACAGCCGCUGUGAUUGGAGGUGUAGCUAUAGCAGGUGUGGCCUUAGCCGUUUUGGGUGCCUCUCUGUUCUCCAGCAAAGAUGACAACAAAAAAAGAAGACAUAAGUGAGAUGAUGAAACAACA
This is a messenger RNA of Monopterus albus (swamp eel), 889 nucleotides long. Its product is annotated as retinoic acid receptor responder protein 3-like. Gene Ontology annotation, molecular function: glycerophospholipid phospholipase A1 activity; A2-type glycerophospholipase activity. Gene Ontology annotation, cellular component: cytoplasm. NCBI's taxonomy places the organism in Eukaryota, Metazoa, Chordata, Actinopteri, Synbranchiformes, Synbranchidae. The transcript has 5 exons. Gene Ontology annotation, biological process: N-acylphosphatidylethanolamine metabolic process. The coding region runs from base 257 to 874 and encodes 205 amino acids. The record is from RefSeq and is a predicted model, not a curated record.